UCCUGCACCCAAGCCUGGGCCUGUGAAGCGAGGCACAGGGGCACUCAUUAGCCUAGGAGGUGUCUCUGGGAAAAGAGGGACAACCCCAGAGCAUGGUGGAGCCACUGGGGUCUCUGGAGGAGGGCUGGGGGACAGGCAGGUGCCUUGUUCCCUGUUCUGCGUCCCAGGCUGGUGCUCUGAGUUGGGUGAUCUAAAGGACCAAAUCGGAGAGAAGGGCUUUGCAGGGAGAUCAGGGUGACACAGGCUGGGAUUGACACUGUGGUCUUCAUUUUGGUUUUGGGUCUGCUCAUCCUGGCCUGCUGUUGCCAGUACGCGUGCUCAGUGUGCCCACCGCAGCUCCCUGUAGUGAAUAUUCCAAGUUUAAGUCCCAGAAAUGGAAUAAAAGCAAUAAUCUUUAUUCAGCUUGCUGGAAAUCUGGCAUUUCCUUGGUUGGGUUGAAAGACCUGCAGUGUCUCACAUUGUCAUGCAUCAACACAGAAGUUUCGGAUCUAUCAUGGCAUUUUGUGAUUUUCACUCACACAAAGCUCUGUCAUUCCUUUUCACACAGCUUGUCAAGCAUCCAAAGGCUCCAAAGCACAGAUGAGUCUAAACACAAAGGUUUGUGCACUUAACUUCUUGAGAAGAAUCUAGUGCAUGUCCUUAACACCAAAGGAAAACCCAAAAUCUAGAUGUGCACAUUCAGCUGCACUGCCCAAGUUUCUUGGCAUUCUUGCUUUGCAGUGUAACAGACACAUUUCUGUAUCUAAGCCCCUGCUCCAGGCUGCCUUCUGGUAAGAUUUUAAAGCAGUUAUUCUCUUGAGACAUUUUUUGUGUAAUGAUGGAGAACUGCGCAAAAUAAGUGUGACUGUUACAGUGAAAAGUGGAGCCUUUGCAGGUAGUGGGCAGGUAGUAGCAGUGGCUGUUGUAGCUGGUUGCAUCAUGCAUGGAUCAGGACUGGAGAUCUGAAAGAUUGUGUAUUUUUUUAGUUGCUAACCCUUGCUAGGCUGGGCAGAACAUGGAAUUCCAUCUUGCGGAUAUACUGCAUGGUCCUGAUUUAGGGCAGUUGAGACAGUGGCAGUGUGCAAAUGGUUUUAAACAGUGGAGUAUGGUCUUGGUGUGGUGCUCAGCAGAUGCCAAUGACUAGUCACUGCUCACUGCUAACUGGUUUCCUGCACUCUGCUCCCAGCUGGGCACCUGAACCAGGGAGGGAAUAUAGGAAGAGUGGUGUGCUCUGCCUGUGUGUGCUCUUUGCUCUGAUCCUACAGCUGGGUAUGGGGAGCAGGGUCCAUCCCCCUUGCUUUAGGCAUGCCUGGGAGCAGGAAAGGCCCUGUCUGAAUCACACUGACAGUUCAGUAUCAGGACAAAGCCCUAAGCUGGUUCUUGGUGUGGUGUGUCUGGCCUUUUGCAGACACUCAGUACAUCCACUGUGCCGAGUUCAAAGGGCCGAGCACGGGGGAUGCUUGCUAAAAAAAGCUUUCCCUCAUCCUCCAGGCUUAGGGGGAUUUUAGGAAUUCAUGGUUCAUGAGCUAUGGGGCUGCAGUGUCCAUUUUUAGUGACCUUAAAUGAAAUUAAGGGCAACAUGGAAUAAGUUUGUCAAAACACUAGUGACAAUGACGCUCCUGCAAGGCCACAGGGUCGGCUUUCCUCGGGCAAACACAAGCAGGGCCAGCAGUGUCUGCAGGAUGAGGUAAGGUCCCCCAUGCGGCAGAACCAGAUGUCCCAGUGUGCUCCAGCUGGGAAUGGUGCUUUGGGGGGUGCAGGAGCUAUUUGGGAUGGGCUUCUGGCUUCACACAGGUCUUGUGGGCUUUGCUCUGGUGCUGCAGCCUUGGAUGAGUGGCCAGGCAGUGCACAGGGCAAACGGGUGCUACUGGACAGUGAUAGAAGAUGACCAAAGCAGGCAGGAUGACUCGGGGAGGAGGAGACCCUUCUGCUCAUGAACCAGGAGCUACUCCCUGUGCAAGCAUGAAGCCUCCCAUUGCUUCUGCCAACUGCUGUCCUGCCCUGCUCUACGAGAGAUCAGAGAUGUCAGCCUGGUCCUUCCUUCUGUUGACUGAUCCUUAAGCUCCAGCCAUGAGCAGAGACGCUGGCAUGGAGGUUUUUGGGGAGGCUGCACCGUACCUGCGCAAACCAGAGAAGGAGAGAAUCGAAGCCCAGAACCAGCCAUUUGAUGCCAAGACCCACUGCUUUGUGGCUGACCCCGAGGUGGUGUACACCAAAGGCAAGAUCAAGGCUGCACAGGAUGGGAAGAUAACUGUUGAGACGGAGGAUGGCAGAACACUUGCUGUCAAACCUGAUGAUGUCUAUGCCAUGAACCCACCUAAGUUUGACAGAAUUGAAGAUGUGGCCAUGUUGACUCACCUCCAUGAACCUGCCGUCCUCUACAACCUCAAGGACCGCUACAGCUCCUGGAUGAUCUAUACCUACUCGGGUCUCUUCUGUGUCACCGUCAACCCCUACAAGUGGCUGCCGGUGUACAGCCAGCAGGUGGUGGCUGGCUACCGAGGCAAGAAGCGCCAGGAGGCCCCUCCACACAUCUUCUCCAUCUCUGACAAUGCCUAUCAGUCAAUGCUGACUGAUCGUGAAAAUCAGUCCAUCCUGAUCACUGGGGAGUCCGGAGCAGGGAAGACUGUGAACACAAAGCGUGUCAUCCAGUACUUUGCCACAAUUGCAGCGGGUGGAGACCUAGCCAAGAAGAAGGAGUCUUGGAUGAAGGGAACACUCAAAGAUCAAAUCCUCAGUGCUAACCCACUGCUGGAGGCCUUUGGGAAUGCCAAGACUGUGAGAAAUGACAACUCCUCGCGCUUUGGUAAAUUCAUUCGUAUUCAUUUUGGGACCUCUGGAAAACUGGCCUCUGGUGACAUUGAGACCUACCUGUUGGAAAAGUCAAGAGUCACUUUCCAGCUGAAAGCGGAGAGAAGCUACCACAUCUUCUACCAGAUCCUCUCCAACAAGAAGCCCGAGCUGCUUGAGAUGCUCCUCAUCACAUCCAACCCAUACGACUACCCGUUCAUCAGCCAAGGGGAGAUUUCUGUGGCCAGCAUCGAUGACCAGGAGGAGCUCGUUGCCACAGAUGCAGCCAUUGACAUAUUGGGCUUCAGCCCUGAUGAGAGAAUGGGGAUUUACAAGCUGACAGGGGCAAUUCUACACUAUGGAAACAUGAAGUUCAGGCAGAAACCACGUGAGGAGCAGGCAGAGCCAUAUGGCACAGAAGAGGCUGACAAAGCAGCAUACCUGAUGGGCCUGAACUCGGCAGACUUGCUGAAAGCUUUGUGCUAUCCCCGGGUGAAAGUGGGAAAUGACUAUGUCAUAAAGGGCCAAACAGUGCAUCAGGUGCACCAUGCAGUAAAUGCCAUCGCUAAAUCAGUCUACGAGAAACUCUUCUUCUGGAUGGUGAUGCGCAUCAACCAACAACUGGAUACAAAGCUUCCAAGACAGCACUUUAUUGGGGUCUUAGACAUUGCCGGCUUUGAGAUCUUCGAGUUCAACAGCUUUGAGCAGCUGUGCAUCAACUUCACCAAUGAGAAACUGCAACAGUUCUUCAACCACCACAUGUUUGUGCUGGAGCAAGAGGAGUACAAGAAGGAAGGAAUUGAAUGGGAGUUCAUUGACUUUGGGAUGGACCUGGCUGCCUGCAUUGAGCUCAUUGAGAAGCCCAUGGGCAUCUUCUCCAUCCUGGAAGAGGAGUGCAUGUUCCCCAAGGCAACUGACACCUCUUUCAAGAACAAGCUCUAUGACCAGCACCUGGGCAAGUCCAACAACUUCCAAAAGCCCAAGCCUGGCAGAGGCAAGGUUGAGGCCCAUUUCUCCCUGGUGCAUUAUGCUGGCACAGUGGACUACAACAUCACUGGCUGGCUUGAGAAGAACAAAGACCCUCUGAAUGAAACUCUUGUGGCGCUGUAUCAGAAAUCAUCUAUGAAAAUUUUAUGCAAUCUUUAUGCUGAUUUUGCUUCCAUAGAUGAAGCUGAAGGUGGUGGGAUUAAGAAGAAAGGAACCAAGAAAAAGGGCUCUUCCUUCCAAACUGUCUCUGUACUCUUUCGGGAAAACCUAAAUAAGCUGAUGUCCAACUUGCGAACAACCCAUCCUCAUUUUGUGCGUUGUAUCAUUCCCAAUGAAACAAAGACCCCAGGCCUGAUGGAUCACAAGCUUGUUCUGCACCAGCUGAGGUGUAACGGCAUCCUGGAAGGUAUUCGCAUCUGCAGGAAAGGAUUUCCUAACAAGAUACUAUAUGGGGAUUUUAAACAAAGAUACCGCCUUCUGAACACUGCUGUCAUUCCAGAAGGACAGUUUAUGGAUAACAAGAAGGCGUGUGAAAAGUUGCUGUCUUCCAUUGAGAUAGAUCAUACUCAAUACAAAUUUGGACACACUAAGGUGUUCUUCAAGGCAGGCUUGCUGGGUGUCCUAGAAGAGAUGCGAGAUGAUUGCUUAGGAAAACUCAUCACGCAGACACAGGCUUUAUGCAGGGGAUACCUCAGGAGGCUUGAAUUGAAAAGAAUGGUGGACCAUAGGGAGUCCAUCUUCUGCAUCCAGUACAACAUCCGUACGUUCAUGAACGUCAAGCACUGGCCCUGGAUGAAGCUGUACUUCAAGCUAAAACCCCUUUUGAAAAGUGUGGAAACUGAGAAAGAAAUGGCCACCAUGAAAGAAAAGUUUAAGAGAACAAAAGAAGACCUGGCUAAAUCAGAAACCAAGAGGAAAGAACUGGAACUAAAAAUGGUGACUCUGGUGCAAGAGAAAAAGGCUCUGCAGCUGCAAGUACAGACUGAAAAUGAAAAUCUGGCUGAUGCUGAAGAAAGAUGUGACCAGGUGAUCAAAGCCAAAUUCCAGCUGGAAGCAAGAAUAAAGGAGGUAAUGGAAAAACUGGAGGAUGAAGAGGGGAUAAAUACUGAUCUGGCAGCCAGAAAGAGGAAACUGGAGGAUGAAUGUUCAGAACUGAAGAAAGAUAUUGAUGACCUUGAGUUAACAUUGGCUAAAGCUGAAAAAGAAAAGCAUGCCACAGAAAACAAGGUUAAAAAUCUAACUGAAGAAAUGACAGGUUUAGAUGAGACUGUUGUGAAGUUAGACAAGGAGAAGAAGGCCCUACAAGAAGCCCAUCAGCAGGCACUGGAUGACCUGCAAAUUGAGGAGGACAAAGUUAAUACCCUCAUCAAAGCCAGGAUCAAGCUGGAGCAACAAGUGAACAAUGUUGAAGAAUCUUUCGAACAAGAAAGAAAAGUUUGUAUGGACCUUGAAAGAGCAAAGAGAAAGCUUGAAGGAGACUUGAGACUUGCCCAGGAAACCACAGUGGAUCUGGAGAAUGAUAAACACCACUUAGAUGAAAAAUUGAGGAAGAAAGACUUGGAAUUUAAUGAGAUGCAAACUAAAAUUGAGGAACAGCAGAGUUCAGGUAUUCAACUGCAGAAGAAGGUCAGAGAAUUGCAGGCUCGUGUGGCAGAGCUGGAAGAGGAGACCAUGAGCGAGAAGGCGGUGCGGGCAAAGGCCGAGAAGCAUUGCCAUGAGCUGUCAAAUGAACUUGAGGGAAUCAGUCAAAGGCUUGAGGAGGCUGCGGGAGCCACCACUGCUCGAAGUGACCUCAACAAGAAGCGUGAGGCCGAGUUCCAGAAGAUGCGUCGUGACCUCGAAGAGGCCACGCUGCAGCACGAAGCCACGGCUGCUGCCCUGCGCAAGAAGCACGCGGACAGCACCGCUGAGCUUGGGGAGCAGAUCGACAACCUGCAGCGAGUGAAGCAGAAGCUGGAGAAGGAGAAGAGCGAGCUGAAGAUGGAGAUCGACAGCUUGGCCAGUAGUACAGAGACCAUUACUAAGUCCAAGGCUCAUCUGGAAAAAAUGUACCACACUCUGGAAGACCAGAUGAGAGAUAUGAAAGCCAAAUUUGAGGAAAACCAGAGAAACAUGAAUGAGAUGGUGAUCCAAAAAGCUCAGCUUCAGACAGAGUCUGGUGAACUGAGCCGUCAACUCGAAGAGAAGGAAACCGUAACUGUGCAGCUGGCCAGGAGCAAGCAGGCAAUUGCGCAGCAAAUAGAAGAGCUUAGGAGGCAGCUAGAGGAAGAAAGCAAGGCCAAGAAUGCGCUGGCCCACGCCUUGCAGGCUGCUCGCCACGACUGUGACUUGCUCCGGGAACAGUAUGAGGAGGAGCAGGAAGCCAAGGGGGAGCUGCAGCGUGCCCUGUCCAAGGCCAACAGCGAAGUGGCCCAGUGGAGAACCAAAUACGAGACGGACGCUAUUCAGCGCACGGAGGAGCUGGAGGAGGCCAAGAAAAAGCUCUGUCAGCGUCUCCAGGAAGCAGGGCAGCAGGCAGAGACUGUGAAUUCAAAGUGUACAUCCUUGGAGAAGAUUAACUUGAAGCUGCAGGGGGAGGUGGAGGAUCUGACAGUGGACAGAGAGAGAGCAAACACUUUGGCUGCUGCCUUUAACAGGAAACAGCAGAACUUUGAUAAGGUCAUGGCAGAAUGGAAGGGAAGGUAUGAGGAGAGCCAGCUGGAGCGGGAAGCUCUCUCUAAAGAAUCACGCUCACUAAACACAGAGCUUUUCAAAGUGAAAAAUGCCUAUGAGGAAACCUUAGAUCAGCUUGAAAUGAUCAAACGGGAGAACAAGGCUCUCAAACAGGAAACAGCUGAUCUGACUGAACACCUUACUGAAAAUGGCAAAAUGAUUGGAGACCUCGAGAAAGCCAAAAAGCAAGCUGAAGCAGAAAAAUCUGAGCUGCGAUUAGCUCUGGAGGAAGCAGAGGCAACUCUUGACCAUGAAGAGGUGAAAAUUCUUGUCAUCAACCAAGAACUGACUCAGAUUAAACUAGAAGUCAACAGGAAGAUUGCCGAGAAAGAUGAGGAGAUCAGCCAGUUAAAAAAGAACAAUCAAAAGACUGUGGAGACAAUGCAGGGUGUUUUGGAUGCUGAGAUCAGGAGCAGAAGUGAAUCCUUAAGGCUGAAGAAGAAGAUGGAGGGAGACCUGAAUGAAAUGGAGAUCCAGCUGAGCCAUGCCAACCGCCAGGCUGCCGAGGCACAGAAACACCUGCAAAGCAUCCAGGGAGUUCUCAAGGACAUGCAGCGGCAGUUGGACGAUGCUCUGAGGACACAGGAGGACCUCAAGGAGCAGGUGUCCAUGGUGGAGCGCAGAGCAAACCUGUUGCAGGCUGAAGUUGAGGAGCUGCGGGCAGCCCUGGAGCAGACGGAGCGGUCCAGGAAAGUGGCUGAGCAGGAACUGAUGGAUGCUACUGAACGUGUCCAGCUCCUCCAUGCCCAGAAUACCAGCCUUCACAAUACAAAGAAGAAGCUUGAAGCUGAUAUGGCACAAAUCCAAACUGAGGUGGAAAAUAUUACUGAUGAAGCAAAAAAUGCUGAAGAAAGAGCAAAGAAGGCAAUCACAGAUGCAGCUGUGAUGGCAGAAGAGCUGAAGAAGGAGCAGGACACCAGCGCCCACCUGGAGAGGAUGAAGAGGAACCUGGACCAGACGGUGAAGGACCUGCAGCUCCGUCUGGAUGAGGCUGAGCAGUUGGCACUGAAGGGAGGAAAGAAACAGCUCUUGAAGACGGAGGCCAGGAUCCGGGAGCUAGAAGCUGAGCUGGAAGAAGAACAUAAACGAUCUGCAGAGGCUAUGAAAAACAUCCGCAAAUACGAACGACGUGUCAAAGAGCUGACUUUCCAGAAUGAAGAACACAGGAAGAACAUGAUGAGGUUACAAGAUUUGGUAGACAAACUGCAGAUGAAAAUCAAAUCCUACAAAAGUCAAGCUGAGGAAGCUGAUGAACAAGCCAAUACCAAUCUCUCCAAAUUCAGAAAAGCACAGCACAAACUGGAAGAGGUUGAGGAAAGGGCAGAUAUUGCUGAAAGCCAAGUAAACAAGCUCAGAGCUAAAACCCAAGCAGUCCCUUCCGCAAAGGUAAGCCUUUAUUGCAGGAGGCAGGUUGUGCAGUCUGUACUGUUUGCUCAAGCAAGUCAAGCAGUAGAUUUGUGGCUUGCUGGUGGACAUAGCCAUCACUUCAAAAGGAGUGUUCUGGAAGGAAGGGCUUUGAAGAAAGGCUGAGAGGACUGAAGUUGUUCAGCCUGGUGUAGAGAAGGCUUUGAGAAGGCCUUAUUCUGGCCUUUCAGUAUAUAAAGGGGGCUUACACAAAAGACAGAGAAAGACUUUUUACCAGAGCCUCCAAUGACAGGAGGCAAUGGUUUUAAACUGAAAGAGGGAAGAUUUAGGUUGGACAUAAGAAAGAAACAUUUUACAAAGAGUGGUGGGACACUGAACAGGUUGCCCAAAGAAAUUGUGGAUACUUCAUCAUUGGAAAUGUUCAAGCUCAGGUUGGCU
This is a messenger RNA of Pezoporus occidentalis (night parrot), 8271 nucleotides long. Its product is annotated as myosin-3-like. Gene Ontology annotation, biological process: muscle contraction. Gene Ontology annotation, cellular component: myosin filament; myosin II complex; cytoplasm. The transcript has 40 exons. The record is from RefSeq and is a predicted model, not a curated record. Lineage: Eukaryota; Metazoa; Chordata; Aves; Psittaciformes; Psittacidae. Gene Ontology annotation, molecular function: ATP binding; actin filament binding; microfilament motor activity. Bases 2050 to 7998 code for a protein of 1982 amino acids.